AUGUCAAAGAGGAAGCUUGUUCUUCUUGGGUACCCUGCGGAAGUCAUUAAUUUUGAAAUCAACUUAAAUUUAGAUGAGGAACAUGUACGAGAGCUAGUUUCUUGGCUCGAAGACCAGUUUAUUCGCUUGUAUAAAAUAGAUGAUCGUAGUGGUCUCCGCAGUGAAGAUUCUGAACUUUGGCAUAAAGCGUUUACCAAGUAUCUAGCUGACUUAAAAAGUCCAUUUUCUGCUGAUGCUGCUCAACUGAAGGAGGCUAUUGACUGGAUUUUGGAUUUAGCUAUAGAGAAUCUCUAUAAUGAAACUUCAGAAGCAGCUAAUCUUACUUCCUCGAACCUUGAGAGGUUGAAAAAGAAACAAAUUGAAGCGCAAAAAGCUAAUGACCCCAUCAGUGCACUGGACUUUCAUAGUGAUGAAUGCAAGAAAGGAAUAGAAGACUUGCGGAAACUGCUUGGCAUCGGAUCUCAUCCAGAUCCGGAAGUUGUGCUUAAAGGGAUUUGUAAAGUUAGUUCUCUGGCUUAUUGUUUACUCAUUAACGAGCUAGAUUUUCAGCCUUCAGUUCAGUUAAAUAAACUGGAAAUGGGGAUGGCCAGUACGAAGAAUGGGUCGAUUGAUGCAGCUGUGCGGGCUUUGCGUCUAAUUCAUUUAGAAAAUCUUCGGGAGAUACAAACAGAAAUUAAUGAAGUUAUUGUGGCUAUUCAGGAGAUCACUGCAGAUCCAAAGACGGACAAACGAUUAGGGAAAGUUGGAUUCUAA
Enterobius vermicularis (human pinworm) is the source of this 753-nucleotide messenger RNA. The record is from the annotation of a GenBank genome assembly. NCBI's taxonomy places the organism in Eukaryota, Metazoa, Nematoda, Chromadorea, Rhabditida, Oxyuridae.